GCCGCCGCCGCCCGGAGAGACAGGACCGGAACCGCCUACGAGCUCCGCCGCCGCCGCCCGGAGCGCCCAACACGGCUAGCGUUUCAGCCGCCGCCGCGCAGCGUCCCCGCCCCGCCAGCCCCGCCGCGGGAAGGAGGGCUCGGCCGCCGGGAAGGAGGGCGGCGAUUGGUGCCGCCAAGUGUCACUUGCGGAAGACCCCGCGGACAUUGGCAUUUCUCUCGGGCCUGUCAUGCUACUCCGCCCAGUGAGAAGCGCAAGACGCGACGCGUCCUCCAGGCCUGCUUCCGAUUGGCUAAAAGGAAAGCCAAUCAGGCAGGUCUACCAAAUCAUUGGUGGUUUUGCGAGGUCCGAGGACGGGAGAAUGCCGAGCGCCUGGUCGGUUUGGCUUCCGAAUGGCUAGUACUUCCGUCAGUCACUACAGUUUAUGCUUCUGUCAUUGCCACGUCACCCCCCGCCCAUUACUCUGCCCUUCAUCCUCUUCCGCCCUUACGGAUUGGUGGUUGGCAUCAGCAGCUCAAGCUUUUCUACCAAUUACUGGGCGCAUCGAGACUGAGGAAGACCUGGAAACUCCGGGGCCACGUGAGCCACAGCCACGGUCGCAUCGGUAAGCACGGAAAGCGCCCAGGAGGCCGUGGGAAUGCUGGAGGCGAGCAUCACCACAGGAUCAACUCUGACAAACAUCAUCCGGGUCACUUCGGCAAAGCUGGCAUGAGGCAUUACCACCUGAAGAGGAACCAGAGCUUCUGCCCAACUGCCAACCUGGAUAAAUUAUGGACGUUGGUCAGUGAGCAGACACGGGCCAAUGCAGCAAAAAACAAGACUGGAGCUGCUCCUGAAAGACCCCCAGACUUGGGGAGACUCUCGCUCCAGUCACGGGUUGAGGUACCCCCAGGAAACACGAGAAGCCGGUCUUGAUGUAAUCAACAAGAGGCAGUUUUAUUUACGAGAUCUCGGGCUGACACGUAUCUCACACAGGAGAUUGAGUCAAGCCCCGAGCCUCUCUAGGCAGGAGCUUAUAUAGGGAAAACCAGGGGUUUCGUGUGAAUACACAUGAUUGGCUAAUACAAAGGGUGCACAGUUACUUUUGGCACGGAGUUACAUCAACAAAGCAUACGUGUAAUCUAGCAUCUCAGCAAUGUGGGCAGGGCAACUCAUCUCACUGCAGCAGGGGGAUGACCCAUCCUCAGGGAGUGAAUGAAGGAAGGGGAGGGGGUGGCUCCAGAUGGCCAGUGUCCUUGGGAGUUGAUAGUCGGGCCAGUGAGCCCUAUCUCAAAUUCUCUCAGGCAUGUCUGGACUUUGUUCAUGACUAACUUUUAGAAAUUUUAACCCUUCACUCCCAUCAUUGAUGUUGUUCGAUCAGGCUACUACAAAGUUCUGGGGAAGGGGAAGCUCCCUAAGCAACCUGUCAUCAUGAAGGCCAAAUUCUUCAGCAGAAGAGCUGAGGAGAAGAUGAAGGGUGUUGGAGGUGCCUGUGUUCUGGUGGCUUAAAGCCACUUCAGAGGUUAAUUAAAUGCAAACAUUUUCAAAAAAAAAAGAAAGAAAGAAAAUAAAUCAACUGUAAAAGAAAGGAAGGAAGGAAGGAAGAAAGAAAGAAAGAAAGAAAGAAAGAAAGAAAGAAGAAAAGGAAAAGAGAGGAAGGAUUUUUGUGGCUAAAAAAUUUGACCAGCAAUUAAGGGAACACUGUGAAGAUGUUCAUACUGAAUUGGUUCGUGUCUGGGAGGAAAGAUGGGUAAGGAGUGAAAAGCACCAGAUAGCAUUUAGCAAGGAGCUGAAAAGCAAGAGUUGGUGGAAGAGCAGAUGUUUACAAGGCUCUUCUGGGAGGAAGGCAGGUUAAACGAGGGAAAACAAGAAGCCCCAAAAGAAAGGAGACAGAAAGGUAGGAAAUACACAGGUGGGGCUGAAGGCCCAAGUCCCCAGCAUCCAGGAGAAAAGGCAGGCUGAACUGUGAACCGAAGGAGAGGAGGUCUGCCUCCUGUAGCACAGUACACAGGUCCAAGUGUAGAAUCAAAGAAAAGCUUUAGACACAGAAGACAAAACCAGAAAACUCAGAGCAUUUUUGCAAAAAGCCUUGCAAGAGAAGACAAAGUCUAUGCAGCAGGAGCACAGAGAAGAGGGGGCUGGAGCACGAAACUGGUGGGAUGGGCCCUUCAAGACUUAGAAAAGGAGGCAGAUAGAAAUAAGCAAGCGAGAGAAGGCAUGGCAAGACAACAGGAGGUACACCAUGGAUAUCGAAUCUGGCAAUGAAGGGAUGAAACAGCUCAGGAGAAAGUGAGAACACUAGAGGACUGGAAGGCAAAGAAGUUGGUUGGGGACGAUCAGAGGUUGGCACAUAAAAGGGGGCAAGGAUGGAACUCAUGAAUGGGGAUGUGUACACAGGGAAACCCAAAGUUCAAGAGAAGCAUAGGGAACUGAAUUAUAUGUAUCCUCCCCACUUGCCUUUAUUUCUUAAAAGUUAAUUGUUUAGUUAGCAUUCAGAAUGAGGGGGUUCACUGUAACAUUUUUUGUCUUUUUGUUUAAAGAUUUAUUUAUUUAUUAUAAGUACACUGUAUAAGUCUUCAGACACACCAGAAGAGGGCAUCAGAUCUCAUUACAGAUGGCUGUGAGCCACCAUGUGGUUGCUGGGAAUUGAAUUCAGGACCUCUGGAAGAGCCGUCAGUGCUCUGAGCCACCUCUCCAGCCCGACUGUAUAUAUAUAUUAUCAUUACACUUUGCUCUCACUCACCCUUCCCCACGGUCCUCCCUUGCCCUCUUUCCCCUAUGCUCAUACUUUAACAACCAAAAUAUUUAAGUGUGUGCCUGUGAAGUGCAUACUAAUGGGGAAGGUGGAGCCCUGCCCUGUUCAGGAGCAUUUUGGGAAGUCUUAGCAGAUGUGCUGGACAGUGGUUGUAGUUGUAAUCGAGUUUCCUUUUCUCUACUAUUCAUGUCCAGGGUCUUUCUUCUCUGCCUUUAAGGACAAACCUAUUAUGUGACCAUUAGAAAAGAUCUAAAAUUGUUCAGAAAUGUAGAUACAAAAUAUGAAAGCUUAUUAUAAUUAUACCUUACAAAGAUAAUCACUGUUUACCGUUUGUGUGGGUUCUUUCAUUGCCUUACUAUUUUUUACAAAUAUUCUAAAAACUGUUAAUGACCAACAACUUGGUACCUAUGCAAUGAAUUUGAUAGGGCUGUUGUAAGGAACCGUAGGUUUAUCGAGUAGCUUACCCACUUACUGAGUAGAAUCCCCACUUCAUAGUUCAUUAAACCAGAACUCUAAGACCAAGGUGACUUUUUUUCUGAAGUCUCUUUCUUUGGCUUUCAGAUGGUUGCCUGUGUCUCCCUAUCUCCCACUCUGCCUGUUUGACACCAGCCCUUGGAUUUGAGCCCACUCUAAUAAUCUCAUUUUAAUUCAUUCUUCAAAUACAGUAAUAUUCUGAAGUACCCAAGGCUAGGACUGGAGGAUCUGUUAGGACUUCGAGCUUGGGAAAUACAACUUCGCCACAUCAUGAAUUCAGUGCUGGGAUAUACGAAAGCUAUGGAGCACAGUAACAGACAAAGCCAGCACCAGUCAGUCCGUCACUCAGCCUAAGAAAUCCAAACAACCAACUUCCUGCAGCCUUCUCUCAACCUCACUUACCUGAGUGCUGUCCAAGUGAUCUUCAAAAAUGAUUCUCUCAAGAACUCAGGGGAAAUUGAGCCCUCAUUCACUGUUGGUGGGACUGCCCACAGAUGCAGCCACUAUGGAAAUCAGUGUGGAGAAUUCCCAAAAAGUUAAACAUACCUUAAGACCCAGCUAUCCCUCCUUGGCAUCUGUCCAAAGGACAGACAUCAUACUCCACAGAGCCUUGUUCAUCAUUGUUCAUUGCUGUUCUAUGCUCACCCAGUUAGAGAAUGGAGCCAACCACAUCCCUACAACUAAACAAAUGGACAAUACAAGUGUGGUACAUAUAUGCAAUGGAAUACCACUCAUCUGCAAAGGAGAGGACAUCAUGAACUUUGCAGGAAAUGAUGACAGACAAGAAGUAUCUGAAGAUUGACUUGCAACAGUUAAAAACUGUGCAGUGGAACACAGAGCCAUAAACAGGGUGGCUCUCUGCACUGGUUAAGAUGGCCAUGGUAUAUAUUAAAGGUAAAUGCAAAGUC
Rattus norvegicus (Norway rat) is the source of this 4116-nucleotide messenger RNA. It is a transcript of the gene Rpl27al8, whose product is annotated as ribosomal protein L27A like 8. The record is from RefSeq and is a predicted model, not a curated record. NCBI's taxonomy places the organism in Eukaryota, Metazoa, Chordata, Mammalia, Rodentia, Muridae.